AUGUCAACAAUCACCAAAACUGUAGAGAGCAAGCUUAAGAAUAAAGAAAAGAAUUUAAAAAAGGCAACCGACUCUAACGAUCUAGAUACUGUUUUAGACAACGUUAAAAAGAUUGAUGCGACGUGCUGCUUUACCAAGUGUAAAAAACGUACCAGCGACUUCGGCAUAGACUGCAAGUAUUGCAGCAGUCGCUUCUGUACAGCGCACGGCUUACCUGAGAUACACGGUUGUGGAGAAGCAGUAAGGAGAGACGAGCAGCGUAAAUUUCAACAUCCCUACACAGCACUGUCUCAGGACAAACAUGGGAAAGCUGCUGACAAACUCGCUGUGAAAUUAAAGCAAAUGCAAUUUGAGAGGAAAGCCAAACAAUGUACCAGCAAAAGUAAAAAAUAA
Messenger RNA from Photinus pyralis (common eastern firefly), 393 nucleotides. RefSeq names its product DNA-binding protein SMUBP-2-like. The record is from RefSeq and is a predicted model, not a curated record. The transcript has a single exon. Gene Ontology annotation, molecular function: zinc ion binding. Bases 1 to 393 code for a protein of 130 amino acids. NCBI's taxonomy places the organism in Eukaryota, Metazoa, Arthropoda, Insecta, Coleoptera, Lampyridae.